UGGUUCCCUUGACUACCGCAGGAUGCCUACCCAUAGGCCCUGGGAGAGAGAGAAAAGGCAGGGCCAGAGACGGAGGGAAAAGAGAGCGGAAAGAAGUAAAAAAGGAGGCAAGCCACGUCCCGUCCUUAACUUUAUUUGCUUUUUCAAGUUUGUGUUUUCAAAGCAGGCCAGAUGGCUGCCACUGGGUUGGGUUGAAGGCCUACAGAGUGACAUCCUACUCCCUGUAAACUGAGGGCCAUGCGCGUCACACUGCGGCCUCGUAGUGGCUGCCUGGUGCUGUGUCUGUGCCUGUCUGUGGUCACCCUGCUGUUACAGAGCCUGUGGGUGCCACUGGAGAUGACCAGAGAUGAUCCUGCAGGGAGCUCACCCGAGGAUCUGGGUCAGCGUGGGCUUAGCUUUCGUAACCUGGCUCUUCGCUUGGAGGCUUUGAAUACUCAGGUACAGAGGCUGAGCAGAGAGAAAGAUGGCUCCAAGCUGAUCAGAAAUGAUCUCACUUUGCUGCUGCAAAGCUUCAGACAGGACCAGCAAGGUUUGGCUCGUUUAGUAGAAAGAGAGCUGAAAAGAGUAUCGCAGAGGCUUGAUCAGCUCAGCCGUCACCACCAACACCACCAUCAGGCUGAAGCUCCAACACCACUUGUUAGCCGUAGAUCACACACAGGGUCCAACGAGAAGUGUCAAGUGCCAGUGGAUCCUGCAUAUCCAGUAUGUGCAGAGAAGGUGGAGUUCCUGCAGGCUCAGUGGCAGUCAGACCCCUGUUAUGCUUUUUAUGGAGUGGAUGGUACCACUUGCUCCGUACUGACUUACCUCAGCCAGACAGAGGACUUUUGUCCCCCUCGAGAUGGAAGAAACCACUCUAGUCUGCCAUGGCAUCAGAAACCUCAAGCUCACACAAAGAAGGCUGAGAUACGUAAAUCUCUACUCUCACUGUAUGAGGCGAUCAGCAACAACAGCAGCCCAGCAAUGAAGUUUAUCCGCUCCAGAGUGGAAAAAAUGUCUGAACGGUGGAUACAGGCUGGUCUGAGGAUGAAAGAGAGCAGCAAUAACACAGUCUCCACACAGAUGAGGGUGCUGCUUUAUCCUGGUGCCCUAUCUGGAAGUGUUGGCCAGCGUUUUGAAGCAAUGGUGGAAAGAGGUGGUCCUUUAGGAGAACUGGUUCAGUGGGCAGACCUCAGCGCUUGCCUAACAAUCCUUGGCCACAACCUGAUCUUCAGCACCUCACAGCACCAACUUCACAGCUUGAUAGGUGCUGCUCCAGGCAGAGGCAGCUGUCCGAUCCAAAGGCCCCUCACCUUUGACCUCAUUUAUACCGACUAUCAUGGCCUCGCUCACCUCCAAGGAGCCAUGGGACUGGCUUUCAAGCAUUACCAGUGUCGCUUCAGAAUCUUGGACUCAUUUGGCACUGAACCAGCCUUUAACUUUGCGAGCUACGCACGUAGCCAUGGAUAUAAAACGCUGUGGGGCAGCUGGGAUCUCCAACCUCCACAGUACAUGACCAUGUUCCCUCACACUCCUGAUAAUUCCUUCCUGGGCUUUGUGAGUGAAGGGACCGUUAGGAAGGGAAGCGAGCUCGAGCCAGUGAGCUACAAGAAAGACAGGAUAGCGGUGGUCUAUGGAAAACAGGACUACAUGUGGCAGGGUAAAUAUGAGUAUGUGAAAGUGAUCAGUGAAGAACUGGAGACUCACGCCACAGUCUAUCAGCCUCCUGGACACACAUUGCAUCUGCCCAGCUUCAUCAGAAACCACGGACUGCUGACUCAGGAACACUUUCAACAACUUCUCCGUAAAGCUAAGUUGUUUGUAGGUCUUGGCUUCCCCUAUGAAGGUCCAGCACCUAUUGAGGCAAUAGGAAUGGGAUGUGUCUUUAUUCAGCCUAGAUUUGACCCUCCACACUCAUCAGCCAGCAAUGACUUCUACAAGGGCAAGCCCACCACAAGACAGAUCUCCUCCCAGCACCCUUAUGCUGAGGAAUUCAUUGGUAAACCCUACGUAUGGACUGUGGAUGUGACCAACAAGAGUGACAUACGCGAGGCCGUCAAAGCGAUUCUAAGAAGUGAGGUGAAGUCCUUCACUCCUCAGGAGUUCACUUGUGUGGGAAUGCUGAAGCGGGUCCUUGGUUACAUCACUCACCAGAAUUUCUGCAGUAAAUCUGUCCCUACUUGGCCACCAAAAAGUGCUCUGAGGGUUCACCUCGCUCCACUGGGUCAGUCCUGUGUGAGUGUGUGCCGGCGGUCCUCCCUCAUGUGUGAGCCGGCUCUGUUUCACCACCUCAACACCCCUGCUGCGUUUACCAGGCUUGGAUUAAGUUGCGCCAGCGUGCUGCCGGAACUCAACCACUUGUUUCCUUCUUACAGUCCUUGGGGUCGUCAGUGUGGCCUCCAGCAGGAGUCCCUGCUUUUCAGUUGUGCUGGCUCUGAUCCGUCCUAUCGCAGACUGUGUCCCUGCAAAUCUCACCUAACUGGAUAGGUUGCAAUCUGUCUUGACUGCCUCUAAGUAACACUGAAAGAACUCAGGAAAAGCACCAAAGAGCCAUCUGCAAUGCAUGCUGUACAGAUAAAGAUUCCCAACAAAAGGGAGACAGCUCUCCCGCCAAAGCCAUUGAAAGCCUUGCAGUCAUGUUUGUGUACGUGUACACAUUCAAAUAACAUACAAUUCUGAGGAAGUAACCAUGACUGAAUGUCAUUUCCUUAAAGUACUUGACAAGCUGAAGAACUGUAAAUCCAAGGCCUGAUUUCCCUUGGCGUCAAGUGUUACUGUAGCUUAAGAAAAAAAAGCCUUUGAAUGCCGGCAAUAUGCACCUCAGGGAAAAUGUGUUUACAUGUGUUUAAAUCAAGUGGAAACUGGCACCGGCGAGUACAAAAGCAGACCAGUUUACAUCAGUUCUUCGCCUACUCUAGUCAUACACAGUGCAGUAGGCUUCAGUGUUAUGCAAAAUAAGUAUCUAAUUAUUCAUUCGCUUACAGUAAUGUAUCACAGUGGCCAGUGCUGCAUGGGAUUGCUGCUCAUGUUGCUCCUUCAUGCUUUGCUGGCUGCAGAUAUUAGCCUGGGGCCUUAAAGGAGAGAGGGUGACAGCCUAAGUGAUGAGGCUCAUUAUCGGAGUGAAUCAUGGAUAACCUCUGAAUCCAUUUGGGAGGUCACAGCCGUAUGACCAUUAUUAUACUGUCAUCUAAACCAUUGGUUCCCAACCAUCUUUGACUUAGGAAACCCCCUCAGCUCUUUUUAAAUCUAUGCCCCCCCCCCACUAUUGCUGUAGGAAGGAACUCAUUGUUUGUCUUUCAAAUGCAAACUUUAUGUCAUUUAAACCUGGGAAAAAAGUCAGUUAAGACAGAAUUAAUUGUAUUUUCAUGAUUUUUUUUAAAAUAGAAAUUAAAGCUUAAAAUGAUUUUAAUCACAACGAGUGUCUCAUUUUGCACUGGGGUUCCAGGAUUAUUCCCCGAUUGCUUCAUGACUUACAGAUUUGUUGAGAGCCCAAGGGUGCGUUACGGUCCAAGCUGAUAUGAACAAAAAUGGAAAUCUUACAUAUGUACAUUUAAUCAUUUCCAUUCUGAAAGCUCAAAGAGUCACACAGGCUUUUCUCUUCACCCCCACCAACCGGUUGCACAACUACACGUGAAAGAAACAAAUGAUAACAAGUAAAGGUGAAACUACAGCUCACAGUCAGUGAUGAGGUGCUGCACUUACAAAGCACAGCUGUUAGCAAAGAUGGCUCCAGCAAUGGCAACAAGCUGCUGUUUUGAGCUUGACUGAUGUGAGGUUUUUCUUGGAAACAACACGCUGAUGAACUGGUGGAAAAAGAGACCUUUUUUUUUGCUUCGGUACAUUUUAUGUGACCAGAACAUGUUGUCACUCAGAGAUCAGACCGCUCAGGCCUGCGACAACAAGACUAGUUGACAACAUGAUAGACUAGUAAAUGGCUGUGAAAUCGUCCACAAAAACAAUAUUUGUGACAGCUUUUGUGCAUUUCUGUGAAUUUGUCUGGCUCUGUCAGAUGUGACUUUUGCAAAAUUAGCUGGACCCGUCCAAAGAUGAUGGAAAUGGACUUGUAUUUAAGUCAGGAGGGUAUUUGAAACAAAGGAAAAUUAAAGUUGUUUUU
Haplochromis burtoni (Burton's mouthbrooder) is the source of this 4090-nucleotide messenger RNA. RefSeq names its product alpha-1,6-mannosylglycoprotein 6-beta-N-acetylglucosaminyltransferase B. Gene Ontology annotation, molecular function: alpha-1,6-mannosylglycoprotein 6-beta-N-acetylglucosaminyltransferase activity. The coding region runs from base 238 to 2463 and encodes 741 amino acids. The transcript is spliced from 18 exons. Gene Ontology annotation, biological process: protein N-linked glycosylation. Gene Ontology annotation, cellular component: Golgi apparatus. The record is from RefSeq and is a predicted model, not a curated record. NCBI's taxonomy places the organism in Eukaryota, Metazoa, Chordata, Actinopteri, Cichliformes, Cichlidae.